This is a messenger RNA of Cuscuta europaea, 1879 nucleotides long. The record is from the annotation of a GenBank genome assembly. Lineage: Eukaryota; Viridiplantae; Streptophyta; Magnoliopsida; Solanales; Convolvulaceae.
CUUGCUUCUCCUGUUUCCAUUCGGCGAUUCUCUUUUCUUCCUUUUCUUUUCCUCUGUUCCCAUUGUUCCAAUCCCAUGGCUUCUUUUCUAUGCUUGAGGUUGAAACUGAGGAGAAAGCCGGUCCGGGUCGGGGAAUCCGGGUUCAAGAAGGAGCCCGGUCCGGCUAGAAUGACAAAGCAACAGAUUUCGAAGCUUACGAUGAGCUUUUCGAGGUCUCGAGUGAUUGCCUUCGGAGGGUUCAGCACAGUCUACCUCGGGAAGUUCCCAAAUUCCGGCGUGGCAGCCGUCAAGGUCAUCGACUCCGGCAGCAGCCAUCGCCUGAGCGCCGUUUUCCGGCAGGAACUCCAAAUCUUGCAGAGGGUACGCCACGAGAGUAUAGUGAGAGUCCUUGGCUACUGCGAUGAGGGUGAAGAAGGGGUUCUAGUUUUCCAGUACGCUGCGAAUGGAACCCUCCAUGAGAAUAUCCAUGGAAAAUGGGACUCUGUUCUUUCAUGGAAGCAGAGGAUGGGAAUCGCUUAUCAGCUCGCUCAAGCUCUGGAGUAUCUCCAUGAGAAGUGUGAUCCCCAGAUUGUUCAUGGUGACAUUAAAUCCUCGAAUGUGUUGUUGGAUUCUCAGUUUAAUUGCAAGUUGUGCGAUUUCGGGUCUGCGAAAAUGGGAUUUUCUUCAUCUGUUCAGCCGCCGUUAUCUGGACCGGAGAUGAUCGACGGCGGGGCUAGAGGGAGGGAUAUAAGUGCGGCGACUCGUCCAAAAUGUGGAAGGCUCGCUACACGCAUGAUGAUGAUGGGUUCUCCGGGAUACACAGACCCGCACUACUUGAGAACCGGGAUCGCAACCAAAAAGAGCGACAUAUACAGCUUCGGGGUCAUCCUUCUGGAGCUGAUUACGGGUUUGGAAGCCAUUUCUUCAUCUGAUUGCAAUGAAAGACUGGUCUGCAAAGCAAGGCAGAUGCUAAAGGAUGAGUCCAAGGUCACAGCAAUGGUGGAUCCGAGGCUGGAUGUAGGGAAUAAUAAUUUGGGAGUAGAAGUUGAGGCAGUGGCUUCCAUUGCAGCUAUGUGCCUUGUGGAUUGUCCAACCCUAAGGCCAUCUGCAUCUCAUAUAUUGGAAACCAUGAGAAUCCGAGUUCCCUCAGUUGGCUUUUUGUUCUCAAAGGACAAAGGGGCAGCUUGAUCCACCAUGUUAUAGCGGCCGAAGUAAAUUAGUACGGAGUACAACUUAUUAUUUGUAAGAGUCCUUCAUGUAUGCGCGGGAGGCGUGUACACGCUUAUUUUACAGGCCACACACACAUUUAUGUAUAGUUUCUGUGAUUUUUUUAAACGAAUAGGCUUUGUUCACGGACAAUCAAGGUGGACGUUUAUAGUUGAUUGAUCAAAAGGUGGAAUCUCACACCACAGGAGCCCCCUCAUCCCGAUGGUGGAGAGGUUAGUCACGGUGACGGUGACUCAGUCAGAAGAAUGACAGUAGGCCCAUACACCCGUGCGCACCAGAGGCCCAACCUUAUUUCAAGUUAUGUGACCUCCACCCGGUCACUGCGGGGAUUCGAACUUUAGUCCAUUGAUCCAAAUUUUCGACCACUCGACCAACUGAGCUACCCGUGCAGGUAGGUGGACGUUUAUACACGUGUGUAAAAGGUGUGUACACAGAAAAGGUCUAUUUGUAAUUAUUUAGCUGUACAUAGAUACGCCAGCUCCAAUUCUUCUUUCCGUACUUCAUGUUUUCUACUUGAACAUUAAUUAGUUUAUUCAUCUCUUAUGGGAUGUUUGGUUGAUUUUGCUUGUCAAUUUAGAGAUUAUAUCAUUACUAGUUUUAAAUCAAUCCUUUUCUCUCGAGUACCAAUCCACAAUCAAUACAAAAGCUCACGGACGUAUUAUUCUUUGAGAAA